This is a messenger RNA of Alternaria rosae, 2099 nucleotides long. Its product is annotated as vacuolar fusion protein mon1. The record is from RefSeq and is a predicted model, not a curated record. Gene Ontology annotation, biological process: protein targeting to vacuole; vesicle-mediated transport. The coding region runs from base 191 to 1822 and encodes 543 amino acids. The transcript is spliced from 2 exons. NCBI's taxonomy places the organism in Eukaryota, Fungi, Ascomycota, Dothideomycetes, Pleosporales, Pleosporaceae. Gene Ontology annotation, cellular component: fungal-type vacuole membrane; Mon1-Ccz1 complex.
ACGAAGCGCGAGUCGAUCAUGCAGUCGUGCAGCGUCGAUGAUAGCGCAGCCACGUCAUUGGCCCAUGCGUGACGGAUUGCCUGGAUAAACGUCACGAUCACGGAGCUUCGCGACAUGCACGCCUCUGUUGACGCGCCAUGUCAUAGCAAACACCAGCCCGCUGUCUAGAUGACCCCCGACCGCUAUCUUGAUGGCCGAGACUGGGAAUGCUGAGCCCCAGACGCCGAUCUCUGAGGGUCCCAGCUCGCCCACAACACCCACGCAGAAGAGCAGCAAUGCUUCGGCCAAGUCGAUUACUGGGGAGCCGAUUGAGCAGCAGGACUUUGCCAAUCCGACCCUCAGCAUAAUACGGAACUUCUCGCGUAGCACGUCUGCAAGCUCGGUGGCGACCAAAGAAGAGACGCCUCCACCGUUGCCACCCCGACCCGCCCUCGGUUUACUCUCACGACCCUCGACAUCGCAUUCUACGGCGCCUGGGAGACCACAGCUCCUCUCCAAAGCCACCACACAGCUGUCUGUAGCGCGGAUACAAGCCUUCGCUAUCGACGCGAAGGAUGAGUCGCCAACGUCCUCGGGACCCAAGACACGCGACGUCUUGGGCGUAAGCCUAGGCGCCCAUAACCUCAGCGAUGCCGACGAUGGUGCGAGUAUACGCAGCUAUGCGCCGACAAUAGAGGCGGCAGGGUAUCAGGAGAGUCUCCUGGGCGAAGUCAUGGGCCAGGCAGAGAAGUCGGAGCAAGAGGAGUCGCUGCUCAGGACGCUGGGUCACAAGUUCGUCGAUGCUGAAGCGCAAAGCAUGUUCCCGCCGGACCCAUACUUUGAGGAGGCUUUUCGACGCGAGUUCGACGAGGUCGACGAGAUGGCCAUGGACGGGUCGAAUGAAGAAGCCGUUAUGCACCAGUGGCGCGCAAAACUGAAGCAUUUCCUCAUCCUCUCGAGUGCCGGCAAGCCCAUCUACAGCCGACAUGGCGACGACCAGCUCAUCACAAACUACAUUGGUGUCGUUCAGACCAUCAUAUCCUUUUACCAGUCCACCAACGAUAUAUUGAGAGGUUUCACGGCAGGAGACGUACGCUUUGUCGUCAUGUCCAAGGGCCCGCUCAACCUGGUAGCCAUUACGCGCUUACCAGAGAGCGACUCCCAGCUUCGAUCACAGCUGGAGGCACUCUAUAUGCAGAUCCUAUCCACUCUCACCCUCCCUAGUAUGGAGCGCAUGUUUGCUGCGCGUGCGAACUAUGAUCUUCGCAGGCCGCUGCAGGGAACAGAGACCCUGCUAUCAGCGCUCGCAGAUGGCUUCACCAGAGGCUCACCAUCGACACUGCUCUCCGCUCUCGAGUGCCUCAAGCUCCGCAAGUCCCACCGCACCACCAUCAACAACACACUCUUGAAGACCCGUUCCGAGAACCUCCUUUACGGUCUUCUCGUCGCAUCCGGGAAGCUUGUGUCCGUCGUCCGGCCCAAGAAGCACAGUCUACACCCUGGUGACCUCCACUUGAUCUUCAACAUGCUCUUCGAAGCCGGUAGCGUCAAGGCUGGAGGUGGAGAAAACUGGAUCCCACUAUGUUUACCAGGGUUCAACAACACCGGCUACUUGUACAUGUACGUAAGCUUCCUCAAUCUCGAACAUCCAACGGAGCAGAUGCAAGAGCGGCCUCGCACGAGCGAUGGUGCCGACGACGAGGUCGCAGUCCUCUUGAUCAGUGCGGAGAAGGAAAGCUUCUUCGAGCUUAGACGUAUGAGGGAUGAUUUAGUCGAGGUAAGCUCACUUGAUUUCUUUACAUUCCACUGCAAAGUCUCCCUAAUCCCCGGUGGACCGGGAUGAUACGUGAGGACGCGCGGAAUGCUAGUCAAGUGGCCUCUCUUUCCCGCCCCAGGACGUUGUCCCGUGCCUUAAGAUUGAUGCGUCAAACGAUGUGGGCUCGAACGGGCUCGGAGGCGAAAUUCGCUCAUUCUCGGUGUUCUCCCAUGGGUUCUCAUGGGUUUAUUGCCGGUAAGCGCGAAUUGUAUACCCGUACGAGGCCCACGGGGCAACUUUGCGAUUCGGCUUCGGACGUCAGCAACUCCGAUGCUCCUAGCCCACCCUCCCCGUCGGAUUCCAC